AUGGAAUUUCGUUCUUUACGUUUAUUUAACUACCUUUUUCGGAAAUCUUUUCGUGUCCCUGUGUACAGAAAUAUUUCUAAUGCUGCCGUACAGGAAGAAUCUAGUUCGGAACUGUUAAAGAAUUUCAAUGCAGACAUUAAAGCAGGGGGUGUUGUACCAGUAUUCAAGAGAGCAUUACUAUUUCCCUCUCGAGUGGCACUCCAAGAUGAAAUCGGAACUUACACUUAUGCAAGGCUAUAUCAAGCAGCCACUGCUCUUAGCAAGGAUAUCGCAGCACAAUUAUUGGGCGAUACAGAGCGUACGAUCUCAUACAUGUGUACGAAUAGCGCCUCACAUGUCGUCGUGCAAUGGGCGAUAUGGAUGACGGGCAAUAUAGCCGUACCACUAACACCCUUGCAUCCAGCAGAAAUGUUGAAGUAUUUCAUCACAGACAGCGGUUCAAGCUUAGUGAUAUGUUCCGAAGACUUCCAGAAGAUUCUAACUCCAGUGGCCAAAGAACUAUCCAAGCCGUUAUUGGUCGUUACAGCGGUUCAGGACCAAGGAAACGAUGUUCAGGAUAAGACCGACUCAUUGUCUGAAGUCGGUCAUUCAAAUAAAUGGUAUGGAGGCACUGAGGCUAUGCUGAUUUAUACUAGUGGUACAACAAGCAAGCCCAAGGGUGUUGUAUGGACUCAUAGCAUGCUGACGACCCAAAUAGCAGCCCUACACACAGCGUGGCAGUACUCCGCCCACGACGUUGUACUCCACACCCUGCCUUUACACCAUAUACACGGACAGUUGAACUCUUUGAACGCUUCCUUAGCAGCCGGGGCAAGAAUACGGAUGCUACCAUCGUUUGUGUCCCACAAUGUAUGGGCUCGUCUGCUCGGUACUGGAGAAGAGGAGGAUGCCAAAGUGUCUGUAUUUCACGGCGUACCGGCGAUGUACGCUAAACUAGUGGCCGACUAUGAAAAAAUGUUCACUGAUACCAAAACGACUGAUUAUGUGCGCUCAACUUUAUCUUCUAAGAUGAGACUCAUGUGCGCUGGCUCUGCUCCGUUACCUGAGACUUUGUUUAAGAAGUGGGAAGAGAUAUCAGGUAUCCGGUUACUGGAGCGCUACGGCAUGUCAGAAGUGGGCAUGGCUCUAAGCAACCCUUACAGACCAGUAGAAGAUCGGACAGUGGCCUGUGUGGGCUUGCCCUUACCGAGCACUGCAGCUAGGGUCGCCUCUGCCUCAGAUCUGAAGGCCUUGGUCACUGUGGAGGCUGAUGCUGCUAAUGUGGAGAUAUCACUUGAAAAACUAGGUCUUACACCCAUCAAGACCUUGGAACACGAAAAGCAAUGGACAACUAAAGUGACUAAACAUGAAAUAAGUGAAGAUGGCUCUUACCAAGGCGAGUUGCUACUGAAAGGACCAGCUAUUUUUACUCGCUAUUGGAAUCGAGCACCGAAUCCAGACUCCCCAGAUUUCACAAGCGACGGCUGGUUCCGUACAGGAGAUACAGCAGCUUUUACCGACGGUAAGUUCAAAAUACUCGGAAGAACCUCCGUAGAUAUCAUCAAAACUGGAGGUUACAAGGUCAGUGCCCUACAAGUAGAAUCCGCCCUUCUAGAACAUUCAAGCAUCCAAGACGCAGCAGUUUUAGGUAUCGAAGACGACAGCUACGGGGAAAUUGUCGCAACUGUAGUAGUUUUGAAGAAAGACGCUAAACUAACUUUAAAAGAAUUGAAGGACGAGGCUGGGAAAAAAUUGGCACCGUACCAAUUGCCGAAGACCAUGUUGAUUGUUGACGAAAUGCCGAGAAACGCAAUGGGGAAAUUGGAUAAGAAAGUGAUAAGGCAGAAGUUUGGGGAUCAAUUGGUGUUUAAGAAGAAUUAGUUUAUUACUGCAUUGUCUUUGAUUUUAUUAUGAAUGUUCCUAAAAAAUUUAAAUAUACCAUAUAUUUUUAGUUCAAACCAGAUUAAUAAGACCAGUUGUUGGAAUGUUCGAAUGAAAUUUACAUAUUUAAACUCAUUAAGGAAGUUAGAAAAAUAAUAUACAUGUAAAUGCUCUAAAUCCUUAUCAAUAUAAAUAAUGAAUUUGUUGCAUAUGUGAACAUACAAGUAGUUAAUCAUAUUAAUAGUAAAUUAUUUGGUCUGGA
Molecule: messenger RNA, 2122 nt
Organism: Melitaea cinxia (Glanville fritillary)
Lineage: Eukaryota; Metazoa; Arthropoda; Insecta; Lepidoptera; Nymphalidae
Gene: Acsf3
Product: malonate--CoA ligase ACSF3, mitochondrial
Exons: 9
Coding region: 1-1860 (619 amino acids)
Biological process (GO): fatty acid metabolic process
Molecular function (GO): medium-chain fatty acid-CoA ligase activity
Source: RefSeq, a predicted model, not a curated record